UUCACUUUUAUUAAGCCCUGCUAUCACCUCCUGGUCCUGGACCCUUUGCUUAACCGAUUUCAUCUACCGUUCCUCAUUGACAAUGGCGGUGACCCUGCGUCGCCUUCUCACAAUCACUCUUAGAACCCCAAACAAUAGCUCACAACCAUUCCUCUUUCUCUCUUCAUCUUCUCAAUCCACUUUUCAACUCGCUCACCGCUCUCUAUCGUCCUCGCCCACUCAAAACCCCGAAAACUUAAACCCACCGCCAGAGCCCCGAAUCCCCGACCACCCAAUCGCAUCCCGAACCAGAACCCCACUCGAGAAGCAGUUCGAGACAUGGGUUCAGAUUUUGAAACCUGGGUUUUCACCCCUCCAAGUCAGCGACGCCUUAUGGGUCCAAUCGGACCCGGAUCUCGCCUUCGACAUCUUCCGCUGGACUGCCCAACAGCGCGGCUACAAGCACAACCACCUCACUUACCUCACCAUGAUCAACAUUCUGAUCGACGGCAGGCGAUUCAGCAACGCCGAGACCUUGGUCGACGAGGUAAUGGCCGGAGCUUGUGAAAUGAGCGUGCCCCUUUACAAUUCCAUGAUUCGAUUCUGCUGUAACCGAAAGUUCUUGUUCAACCGCGCUUUCGACGUGUAUAAGAAAAUGGUAAACUCGGAAGAUUGUAAGCCAACUCUUGAAACUUACAACAUGUUGUUUAACUCGUUACUUAGAAGGUUCAACAAGUUAAACGUCUGCUAUGUUUACUUACGAGCUGUUCGAUCAUUAACGAAGCAAAUGAAAGCUUCGGGUGUGAUUCCUGAUGCGUUUGUGUUGAACAUGAUCAUCAAGGCUUAUUCAAAAUGUCUCGAACUUGACGAAGCGAUUCGGGUAUUUCAUGAGAUGGGGUUGUAUAAAUGUGAGCCAAAUGCUUAUACUUAUGGUUAUAUCACCAAAGGGUUGUGCGAGAAGGGAAGGGUCAGUCAAGGUUUCAGAUUCUACAAGGAAAUGAGGGAGAAAGGGUUGGUGCCUAGUGGCACUACUUUUAUGAUUGUUAUAUGUAGUUUGGCUAUGGAUCGAAGAUUUGAUGAAGCGACUGAGGUUGUGUUUGACAUGUUGGGUUGUUCGAUGUCUCCUGAUUUUUUGACUUACAAGACAUUGUUGGAAGGGUUGUGCCGUGAUGGGAAAGGCGAUGAAGCUUUGACACUUGCUGAGGAGUUCAGACAGAAAGAUGGGUUGAUGACCUCAAAGACUUACAAUAAUUUGUUGAAUCAAUUGCAUUUUACAAGUCGUGAUUAGAUUCAGUUCAGAUAUCGUGGAACGCCAUUACAUGUAGUGAAAUACAGAUACUUGAGUUCAAUGGAGAAUGCCUAUGCUAUGCCUCAUCAUCAUGUGAGAGGUCUUUGAGCUGAGCCCGAGAGUUGCUCUUUUGACCUUUCAAGAACAUGUUGUCCAUUUCUUCUUGAAGAUUAUUGUACAUUGAAUCAACUUUAUAUAUAUUGUCUUUACAAAAUAAAGAUUUAUGAUUCUGAUUUUCUAGUGUACAUGUAAUGAUACAAGGAACUAUGAAGAAGGGUUUUAUUUUUUUUUUUUUACCUCA
Molecule: messenger RNA, 1568 nt
Organism: Humulus lupulus (European hop)
Lineage: Eukaryota; Viridiplantae; Streptophyta; Magnoliopsida; Rosales; Cannabaceae
Product: pentatricopeptide repeat-containing protein At3g25210, mitochondrial
Exons: 1
Coding region: 83-1267 (394 amino acids)
Molecular function (GO): protein binding
Source: RefSeq, a predicted model, not a curated record